ACUUACCGACUGGAGCUGUGCCAGGUACACGAUGCUUUUUUACUUCCGAAUUAAAUGUCCUAAUCGACUAUUGCUGUUGUGAACCGAUCGACGACAAGCUUAGGUUCAUAUUUGAAUAACGCAUCCGCUCUCGUUUGCGUUUACCAUUACUACCUAUUAUGCCUAUUUCCUGUAUGUGCAAGUAGCCGUCUUGCCGCCUCUUACCGAAAGUCCGACAGACCGCCCUGAGCUGAAAAGGGCAAUCCCAGGCACGUACGUUUCUUAAAGCAUGCCUUCCUUACCAAGGCUGCCUAGUACUAGCAUCGCCAUCUUUAUGUGGCCUUGUACGCGAUAGAUUCCAUAAGUUGCGAGAAAAGGCAAGAUAGAGAAAUUCGAGAGUUCUGGUAUUUCCAGAAAACUACCCGAGUAGAUGAUCCUAAAACCAUUCGACAAUGCCUCCGAACAACAACAUCAUGAACUACUACGGGGAAGCACCGAAAACACAUAACUUCGGAUCGAGAUGUCGAUUAGCUCCGGUAUCCCAUCCUUUUGCCUCCAACGUCGAUGGCAUCCCGCCAGUAAACGCCCAGUACUUUUACCUGUCCUCCGUCCCCAUCGAUGACCCUCUUUCCACUACCACCGUCGCUGCCACGGCCGACCCUAAAUCAGCUAGAAGCAGUCUCCGACCCUUCUCGCCGGGGGAUAAUAAUGCGUUGGAGAAGGCUUGGCUGAGCCUUGCUUCGGAUACCUACCGUCAGAAUCAUACAAACGCACUGCAGAACCGGCCUCCCAGCCCGUGUCUCGCUAAAACAAAUGGCGAGAAGUUACGUAGUAUCGUACGCCACUUGGCCGUGGAACAUGCGGAAAAGCAUUCACGCGAAGGUCCUUCACAGGAAAAGGUCCAGCCUUUCACCGAGGGUCUACCGGAACCAGAAAAUGCUGCGCUUCUGUGUUGCCCGGACCUCCUCGUCGAUGUUGGAGUUGCCCUACGGACAUCUUUUUGUGCUGUGGCCAGGCGAAAACAGCCUGAGCUUAACCGAAAUAUGGUUGCCCAGGCUGUUAUAAGUGAGAUGAAUACGCUGCACACUGAUUCAACGGCUUCCGUCACAGAACGGCGCGUGCCGUCUAAUAGCAUCCCCCCAAGCCAGUCGCAGAUCGACUCCUUGAUGAGGUCAAAUCAGCCAGAUGAGCGACCAAAUAGUCAACAUUCCGUGGGGUCGCAAGCUCAAGUGUCAGCCGAUAAAAGCCCCAGUGUUCCUGUUCCUACGAAAUCUUCGUUUGCGAAUGACGGUAUCUCGGGUAGGCCCUUCGUUCGCGUAGGCACCCCAGAAAGUCCCAUCGUAUCUCCGCCGGCCUCGUUUCCGAGAGCUACUACUUUUCGACCCAGCGGACUCGUUGAGGAGGUGAAGAGCGGAGAAGCUAGGUCCCGUCGUGCUUCGUCAGUAGGGGAUCCAGCUCCUUCACCUAAAUAUACCGAAGCUCCAAAAGUCGUUUCACGUGAAGUGACGGUCGGUGUCUCUAGGUUGCAUGAAGUGUCUCUUCCUUCUCUACAGAUGAAGCCAAUAUAUUGGUCCCCUGUUAACGAUAUUGCUACUGUUUUCCGAGCAACUUGGUUCUACCGAGACGACAUGAGACCUAUAGAUCCCACUGUAGCUAAUCAGCUCGAAGCUGGAUAUCGAGAGCUUAAGCCUCAUUCCGAGACUUGGAAAGAUGAACUCAGAUGUGCUGUGGAAGUUGGUCCUCUAGGGGAAGAAAAGGUCUCGCAUCCGUUAUGGCCGAAGCCACUAAAUAAGUCUAAGAAGGCCGAUGAUCUGAUGGAACCGCCUAUAUCCAGUAAUCCCUUUUGUGCAGCUCGUUGCUUCCGCGGUGAAGCAGCCGCAGAAGGUAGCUUACUACCAGACCCGAACGAGGACAAUUCCUCUCCUAUGACGACCCACAAGAAGUUCGAGCAGUACCAUGUGAUUUACAAGGACGAGACGACAGCAUAUUUACUCAAGCCAAGCCUAAAGCCCUCUGCAUACUACGGCCGCAGACCGGUGGCAAAAAUAGUGAAGGGUCUCACUAUUGGCAUCCCGGUGGUGAGAGGCUUUGACUAUGAGGCCUGGACGAGGAAGCAUGAGAAGAGACAAGAUCAGCGGCAUCAGCAGGCUGCAUCUGUUCUUAACAGUGCCCAAGAAAAUGUUAGGCGUGACGCGUGCUCAGCGUGUAAGGCCGAUGAAGAACGCGCGCAAGUUACAGAUCUUGUCCUAGUUGUUCACGGCAUCGGCCAGAAGUUAGCAGAACGAGUGGAAAAUUAUCAUUUCACCCACGCCAUAAAUGCCUUCCGUCGGGCUAUCAAUAUCGAGCUGCGAAGUGACGCAGUCAAAGGGGUGUUAAGGCAAGGGCUAGACGGUAUAAUGGUCCUUCCGGUGAACUGGAGGCAAAACCUAUCGUUCGAAGAAGGCGGGCCGAUGAAGGAAGAGGAUAAGGAGCAUUACACACCCGGUGGUUUCACUUUGAAGGAUAUCGAACCCAAGACCAUCCCUGCCGUCCGGAGUAUGAUAUCUGAUGUUAUGUUCGAUAUUCCAUUCUACAUGUCGCAUCAUAAACCGAAAAUGGUAGCGGCUAUGGUCCUUGAAGCAAAUCGUGUUUUCAGGCUCUGGUGCCGAAAUAACCCAGGCUUUGCGGAAAAGGGAAGGGUUCAUCUAAUCGGCCACUCGCUCGGCAGCGUCAUGUGUAUUGAAGUCUUGUCGAGGCAGCCCACGAUUGUACCACCUUUGCAACUCACGAAGCAACCCGAAUUGAAGCACUUCGAGUUCGACACCAAGAAUUUGUUUCUUCUAGGUAGCCCCGCUGCUUUCUUCCUGUUGCUCGAGAGAGGUGCGUUACUGCCGAGGAGAGGACGUCGGAAACCAGGAGCAGACCUUAGCGAUAUUGUGUCGAAGGACAUUGUUGGAGAUGUGGGACGGUUCGGCUGCAUCGCCGUGGACAAUAUCUACAAUGUCAUGGCCCGAGAAGACGCCGUUGCAUAUCUGCUCAAUGGGACUCUAGACCCAAUGUACGCAGCAAGCCUGAAGACCGCGUAUGUGCCAAGUACAUCGACGUCCUUUCUACAAUCAAUGGGUAAUGCUAUGCUCAGCAUUGUCCCCGGAGCUGGAGCAUCCUCGGCAGCAAAUGCCCCGAUCCCAAGGCCACCGACUGUGCGCCUUCCAUCACAACUCGAACUUGAGGUCCACGAUUUCACGCGUGAAGACAUUGCCGAGAAGAAAGCUUACCUACUUAACGAUAAUGGGCAAAUCGACUACUUUUUGCGGUCGGGUAGCGGUCCACUCGAAUUGCAGUAUCUAAAUAUGUUGAGCGCUCACACGAGCUAUUGGGUAAACCACGAUCUCAUCCGCAUGCUAUGCAUGGAGAUAGGGAGGAAUCCGGGGAAGGCGAAUACGCUUCCCGCUAUGAGAGCUGUAAAGGCUACGAAGCGAGUCAUUCCUUCGGCGGUUUGAAUGAAUGGAAUUAUGUCCGGUUCACGAAUAAAUAAAUUUGCAUGGAUACACUUCU
This is a messenger RNA of Annulohypoxylon truncatum, 3513 nucleotides long. Its product is annotated as DDHD domain-containing protein. Bases 432 to 3458 code for a protein of 1008 amino acids. The transcript is spliced from 2 exons. Gene Ontology annotation, cellular component: cytoplasm. Gene Ontology annotation, molecular function: glycerophospholipase activity; metal ion binding. NCBI's taxonomy places the organism in Eukaryota, Fungi, Ascomycota, Sordariomycetes, Xylariales, Hypoxylaceae. The record is from RefSeq and is a predicted model, not a curated record.